Messenger RNA from Chanos chanos (milkfish), 804 nucleotides. It is a transcript of the gene msx1b, whose product is annotated as muscle segment homeobox 1b. Gene Ontology annotation, biological process: embryonic morphogenesis; regulation of transcription by RNA polymerase II. Gene Ontology annotation, molecular function: RNA polymerase II transcription regulatory region sequence-specific DNA binding; DNA-binding transcription factor activity, RNA polymerase II-specific. The transcript has 2 exons. Bases 1 to 804 code for a protein of 267 amino acids. The record is from RefSeq and is a predicted model, not a curated record. Gene Ontology annotation, cellular component: nucleus. Lineage: Eukaryota; Metazoa; Chordata; Actinopteri; Gonorynchiformes; Chanidae.
AUGAAUCCUGUACAGGAAACCAGUGAGACGCAAGUUCAAGAGAAAUCGGAUCCGGACAGCGAAAUAAUCAAACCGAAAGAUAUGGUUGUCGACAACAAAGGACUUAAAAGCAAAACGAGCUGCCUUCCUUUUAGUGUUGAGUCUCUUAUCUCGAAGAAAACGACUUGUCGGACUGCAUACUCUACGCCUGGAACAGGAGUAGUUUUACCGAAGACUAGUCCGGAGCAAAUGGGGCAAUAUUCGUCAAGGAAUUACUCCGCAGAGACAAGUAAAGUUUCGGUGGAAAGUUUUCCCUCGGCGUCAGAUUGUUUGAAUGACGACUGUGAAGAGUUUAAUGAAAAAGAGCAGAGCACUUGGUACAAGACUUCGUCUUUCUCGUCCCCACCACGCCAACCGAGCCCAACGCCGUGCACCUUAAGAAAACACAAGAACAACAGAAAACCUCGUACGCCCUUUACCACUUCUCAGCUGCUGUCCCUGGAGAGAAAGUUCCGACAGAAACAGUACCUCUCCAUCGCAGAGCGAGCCGAGUUCUCCAACUCACUCAAUUUAACAGAAACACAGGUGAAAAUCUGGUUCCAGAACAGGAGAGCGAAAGCAAAGAGACUUCAGGAGGCCGAGUUGGAAAAAUUCAAACUUGCGUCGAAACCAGUCUUGCCUACCUUUGCUCUACCGUUUCCACUGGCAGCGCACGUAGGGUCGCCAUCUCUUUACGGGACUCCAAGCUCACUUCCACGACCAAGUAUACCGAUGCCUGGACUUUUCGGCGGGCCUGUUACCUAUGGAAUGUAUUAUUUGUCAUAA